ACAGAGUGGACACUCCUGUCAUUCUGUCAUUGCAAUCUCUGCUUCUUCUUCUUGUUAUUAUUAUUAUUUCACAUUGAAUUUCCCGAUUGUGAGAAAAUAAAAGUUAUGUUAAAAAGUUAUAUUUAUUAUUAGCACAAUUUUCAGAUUGUCUUUAUAGUUAUUUCGUGACUGCUUAUUGUUGCACCCGACACUAUGAUUAUUCUCACCGUUGUUGCUGUGUAGUUGAUGGCACCACAGUGACUUUGGUCAAUUGCUAAUGGUGUUACUUUCAUCACCAGUGGACAACAACGUUCCAAUGACAUUGAAGCAGCUGUGUUUUCCUGGGCCCAGUCGGACUGCUCUCCACACGCUUCAGGUCACACUCGUGACAGAUUGGGAGGAACGAGGGAGGAGAGGGGAGGAGGUGAAGGCACACUGCCUCAGCGGUGCAGACGAGGAGCCCUGACUUGUUUCCCUCGACAUCCUGGAUUUGGUUUGGUUUGACAUGGACUGACAGCUGGAUCUUCUGUCGGAGUACAAGCACCUCAUCGUCAUGAUCGACUGUGAGCAUCCCUCCUCUCCAUUAGCCUUCAGGCACGGAGGGAGGGGUGUGUUUGUUGCUGAGAUCCCAGCCCACACUCACACACAAACGCUGACAACCAUGCCUCAAAGAUACUCUCGCCAGAGGAGGAGAGCCAGCACGGCUGCAGCGCGCAGGAUGGAGAGGAGGCGUCGGGAGCAGGGCAGGAACAACAACCAGAACACGGGCCACAAGCCCUGCUCCAAGACGCUGGUCAUGCUCUCCAGGUCUUUGAUCCUGUGUCACUCCAAGACCACCGAUGACGCCCCCAGAAUUGUGUCCAAGGACGAGGGGGGAUGGCCCUCGACCGAGGGAGGCAAAGAGAAGUGGAGCGCUGGGAGCUCAUGGCCACAGUCAAAAGGAGGCGGGGAGACCGAGCGACGCUCAGGCCAGAUGAGCGAGAACAAGCGCAGCCUGAGGAGAACUUUCAGCAUCAAGGAGAGCAGUAUAUGGAGGAUGUGUGUCGCCACUGGCACAGCUGAGGAGCUCCACGAAUCACAAAUGCCUGAUAACUGUGUCCAGACGGAUGACACGGCCAGGGAGCUGCACCAGAGCAGAGGAGACCCACACAGAUUUCCCCUCAGAGGCUGCAGCCUGGUCAGUCCAGACAAACUGGCACCUUUUAACGGAGAGUGUCUGAGCAACCCCGGCUGGCUGGAGGGGGAGGGCCGGAGUGCCGUUCACAUGAAGGACUACAGCGAGCAUUUUUCAUCAUGUGACCAUGCGCCUCAUCCAUAUAAUCCGACUGGAAGCCUGCAGCAUCUUGCUUUCCCAUCUGAUCAUCUCUCAGUGCCUGGCUACACAGAUGAAGACGUUACAGUCAACAACAACCACCUGAAGCUGCCCAUACCGGAGGUGAACGAGGAGAGAAGCUGGGAGUUUGACAGAUGUGAGCAGAGCCCACCGGGACAGGUGGCUGACAGUGUUCACCCUUACUGGAUAGGGGAUCUGGAAAGCAUCAUCAUGAAGAGCCCUGAGCUGUACCCGACUCAGGCUAACGGCGGCUUCUGCGGAAACAGGAAGUCACUGUCCCAGCAGCUGGAUUUUUCUCACAGCCCAGCCCAGCACAAGCUGUAUUUCCAGACGGUCAGGACGCCGUCACGCUCCCUCAGCUCGGCCCAGCUCCUUCACUCCGGCAGCAACGUCCAGGCCUUCAUCAUCUGCAACAUAGUGUUGAUGAAGGGUCACGGGAAGGGUCUGGGCUUCAGCAUAGUCGGCGGAAGAGACAGCAUCUACGGACCAAUGGGGAUCUACGUGAAGACCAUCUUUCCUGGAGGGGCAGCAGCCGCAGAUGGGAGGCUGCAAGAGGGAGAUGAGAUACUGGAGCUGAAUGGCUUGUCUCUCCAUGGUCUGAGCCAUGAUGAUGCACUGCUCAAGUUCAAACAAAUCCGAAAGGGCCUGUUGACCCUGGUGGUGCGAACCAGCCUUCGCGGGGCCUCCCUGAGCGGGCAGUCUGCUGUGGCUCAGCUGUGCCGCUCUCGCUCCCUCAGCUCCACCGCAGGCAUGGCGUCUCUCGGUGCCCCUGAUGUUGGGACCUACAGCUGCCUAGCGAGCUGCGACAAUGCAGGGGUCCCAGGUCAAGAGGCCAAACCUCAGGAUCGCAUCAUGAUGGAGCUCGUCCUGCAGAAGGGUCCGCAGCUGCACAUCCUCAAACCUUCACUCACGUUCACUAUGUUAAAUCAGAGCCUGUGUUUCCUGUUAGAGGCCAGCGUGGGUCUUGGGAUAGGACUCUGCUGUGUUCCUACUGCUGAUGGCUACCCUGGGAUCUUCAUCCACACCCUCUCGCCGGGAUCUGUGGCUCACAUGGAUGGAAGACUUCGCUGUGGAGACGAGAUCAUGGAGAUCAACAACACUGUGGUCUACAACAUGGCCCUGAACGACGUCUACACUGUUCUGAGCCAGUGCUGCCCAGGCCCAGUCCAGAUCAUUGUCAGCCGGCACCCGGACCCAAAAGUCUCGGAGCUGCAGCUGAACGAUGCCAUUGCUCAGGCGGUGGAGAGCAGUCGGCUUCGGAAGGAGAAGAGCCAGUGGAGCAUCGAUGAUCCUCAGGGCCGCGCCAGAGGGGACCUGUGUCUGGAGAGGAGUUUGAGCCAGGUCACAGUCAGAAGGGCUCAGAAGUCCAUGACCCGCUCGUGCAGCGACAACAGCAACACGCGACACCACGGCCCCCACAGCCACUACAAGCAUCGCUUCCUCACCGCCCACAGUCUGGGGACACCCAAGUCUCUUUCAGACGGUUUAUCGGACAACAGACUGUCAGCGCCACCUGUGUAUCCUGAAGAUGAUUACAACCUUCCCUACCUCUGUCCAGCCACCAGUUUGUCCAGCCAGCAGAAUUCAACUUUCAGAUCGAAUAAAUGCCACUCGGCCAGGACGUGCAGCUCACCGCGCCGCCACCGCUGGCCUCAGGACGAUGCGACCGGUGAGGAAGGCUACGCUGGAGACUCCAGUGGCUCCAGUCGAGGCUCUCCAGUGGAAGUCAAGGGAGCGGAGCUUGCAACCCACUCCAACUGCUUGUUCUUCAGCAACCUGUACAAAGCUUUGAGAAACAUCCUGAGGUUGCUCCUGAGGAACGAAGAAGAGCGACUAGGAGAGUCUGAGAAGAACAGAGGAGAGUUUAUCACUGUUUGCCUGAAGGAAAAGUCCACUACAGCAGGAGGGUCUUCAUCUCACCCCAGAAGAGCUCCUCUGAGGAGGCAGGACUGCGUCGAGCAGCACAUCCAAGAACAGCUGGAGGACCCCUGGGUCCGUCAUUCAGACACCUUUCCGGAGGCUCCCCACUCACCCAGCAUGAAUGAUGAACAGAAACCUGCGGAGGCGAGCUGCGUCUCGCACGAUGUGGCCUCAGAGUCUAAGCACAACUCCGGAGCUGAAAACCCCCUGCCGACAAAAGUCGCCCCCCCAGUGGCUCCAAAACCGGCCUGGUUCCGCCAGAGUCUCAGGAAGAUUCAGCAGGACCAGAACCACAGGAGGGUGCCCUCUGAGUUCAGGUCGGGCUACAGCAGGAACUCUCCCUCCUCCAGCCUGUCUUUCAAACAGAAGAUCCACUCUUUUGAGACCUUUUCCAGCCCUGAGGCUCCUGAUGCAGUGGCAUCCAAAAGGCGUCCAGUGGUGUCCUCUGCCUCGCUGCCUCUCAUGGAGAAAGAGCCCAGGCGUCCAGCAGCCGUCACGCUGGACCAUGAAAACAGUGAUACUCCCAGAACAGUGCAGCCGACCACUGGUGUUCCUCCCGCUGUCCCACAUGAAGACUCCGGCCCCGAAGACCUUCCAGCGUCUGAAACUGAACCGUCACUCGCCCCUGCCUCUGCUGACCCCUCGGUCAGUGACUCGCUGAACACCCUGGACGGAGAGUCUAAACCAGAGGACCUCCUCCAGACGGUGUCUGAAGCAUCCAUCGGCUCAGCUGCAGGGGGCGCUCCACCCGAGGAGGCGGAGGGAGACAGGCCACAGGGACCCACAGCAGUGAGGAGCUCAGCCCCCGCGGCCCCCACUGAGCCCUCGCUGGACAUGAGGGAGGAAAGUUUGGGGAAGAUCCUUGUCUUCAGCAAUCAGGUGUCACAGGCAUUGAUGCGCGCUCUACCAGAGCACCCCCGUAACCAUGGACACCCACAGGAGCCCAAACAUUUGGGCCCUGCCUUCAACUGUUCUGACACGGGCUUCUCUGUGAGCUUAGCCACCCUGAGGGAGUGUACCAUCGAGCGAGGGGAGGAGGGCUCGCUCCCACCCCAGCCAGGGGCCCCUUCGGCCUGUGCACAGUCGGUCAUCUCUGCCAUCCCAUCACAGGAAGUGGCACGGAUGAUCCAGGAAGUCAGAGCGCUGGAUGAAGAGACGCUCAACCAGCUGCUCGAUGUCCAUGUGGUUAUUCUGCACAAAGAAGAAGGAGCAGGUCUGGGCUUCAGUCUCGCUGGAGGGUCCGACCUGGAGAACAAAGCUCUGACAGUGCACCGGGUGUUUCCCAGCGGCCUCGCCACUCAGGAGGGCACCAUCCAGAAAGGAGACGUGGUCUUGUCCAUAAACGGUCAAACCCUGCGGGGAGUCACCCAUGCAGAUGCCACUGCGGUGCUGCGCCAGGCCCGCGAGCUGAAGCUGGCUGUGGUGGUGGUCUGCAAGAGACCGGCGGAGGAGGCUGUCGGGGAGGAGCCGCUCUCCACAGAGGACCAAUGGGCCGAGACCAGUGUGGUGGUGGAGAAGAGCGCUGGAGGAAUGGGCUUCACUCUGGAGGGAGGAAAAGGCUCCAUUCUUGGAGACAGGCCGUUGCUUGUGAAGAGGAUCUUCAAAGGGGGCGCCGCGGAGCAGAGCAGCCUUCAGUCUGGAGAUGAAGUGGUGAGAGUCCAGGACAACAGUGUGCAGGAAAUGACCCGCUUCGAGGCCUGGAACCUGAUCAAGGCUUUACCCGAGGGGCCGGUCGCCAUGGUGAUCCGACGGAGAGGUGCUGCUCAGAUGAACUGAAGGACACUAUUUAUAUUGUUUCUAUAAAGUGCUCUCUGAACCAGAGUGUUGGGUUUACACCAGAUGGUUAUUUGAACAAAGAUGUUUUCAAUAAAUAUU
Messenger RNA from Synchiropus splendidus (mandarinfish), 5107 nucleotides. It is a transcript of the gene il16, whose product is annotated as interleukin 16. Lineage: Eukaryota; Metazoa; Chordata; Actinopteri; Syngnathiformes; Callionymidae. Gene Ontology annotation, biological process: induction of positive chemotaxis; leukocyte chemotaxis. The record is from RefSeq and is a predicted model, not a curated record. Gene Ontology annotation, molecular function: CD4 receptor binding; cytokine activity. The transcript has 27 exons. The coding region runs from base 533 to 5008 and encodes 1491 amino acids.